AAAGGCAGGAGUGCUCUGCUGUCCUCUGCUGUUGGCUGGUGCUCAGAGAAGCGUUCGUGCUGCAGUUCCUACAAGACCCAAUCAAACGGAACGGUAACCACGGCACAAACAUGACGAUGGGGGAGCGCUGCGCUAGCAAAUUGCGGAUUAUUGGGUCGGUAUUUGUGAGCCUAUAUUAAAAACAAGUGAAACGAAAGAGAGGUAUGAUGAAGAUGAUGAUGAAGAUGAUACGCCAGGAAUCGAGUGCGCGACCGUUGAUCGCUCUCAUGAGAUGCUGAUGAUGGUCAGGCGACCUGCGUGAUUUCCUCCCGCUGGAGCUUCCUGGUUCCUUUGCAUCACCUUAUCUGAGUCCCAGCCAACCUGACAGAAUGAUUGAAGAGGGAAGUAAAAGCAGCAAGUCCAUGGUGGAGAAGAGACAGCUCUUCAUGGAAAUGAGGGCACAAAACUUUGAUGUUAUUCGCCUCUCAACGUAUAGGACGGCAUGUAAGCUACGAUUUGUUCAGAAACGAUGCAACCUUCAUCUAGUGGACGUGUGGAAUAUGAUCGAAGCUUUCCGUGACAAUGGGUUGAGCACGUUAGACCACAACGUGGAGAUUAAUGUGUCACGUCUGGAGACCAUUUUGUCCUCCAUCUUCUACCAGCUCAACAAGCGGCUGCCCACCACCCACCAGAUAAACGUGGACCAGUCCAUCGGCUUGCUGCUAAACUUCAUCGUGGCCACUUAUGACAGUGAAGGCCAUGGGAAGCUCACAGUGUUUGCUAUGAAGGCAAUGCUAGCUACGAUGUGUGGCGGUAAAAUACUGGACAAAUUACGUUAUAUAUUUUCCCAGAUAUCAGACUCAAAUGGGGUGAUGGUCUUUGCCAAAUUUGACCAGUUCCUGAGGGAAGUGUUGAAGCUCCCCACGGCGGUGUUCGAGGGGCCGUCAUUUGGCUACACCGAGCACUCUGUGAGGACAUGCUUUCCUCAGCAGAAGAAGAUCUUGCUGAAUACGUUUUUGGAUGUGUUGAUGGCAGAUCCACCCCCGCAGUGCCUCGUAUGGCUACCUCUCAUGCACCGACUCGCUAAUGUAGAGAAUGUCUUCCAUCCAGUGGAAUGUUCUUAUUGCCAGAGUGAGAGCAUGAUGGGUUUCCGCUACCGCUGCCAGCAGUGCCAUGGCUACCAGCUUUGUCAGAGCUGCUUCUGGCGUGGUCAUGCCAGUGGUCCCCAUAGCAACCAGCACCAGAUGAAGGAGCACUCCUCAUGGAAGUCUCCAGCAAAGAAGCUCAGCCAUGCCAUCAGUAAAUCUCUGGGCUGCAUGCCGAUGGGAGAGCCGCCUCACCCUGUGUUCCCAGAGGCAGCGGAAAGACCUCAGGACCUCGCACACACCACCACCCUUGAGAGUCCCAGCAGACUGGAUGAAGAACAUCGUCUGAUCGCGCGAUAUGCUGCUCGUCUGGCAGCAGAGGCCAGCAACUCCACCCAAUGCCCUCCAACUGAUCUGAGUUUCAACUUUGAUGCUAAUAAGCAACAGAGGCAGCUCAUCGCAGAACUAGAGAAUAAAAACAGGGAGAUACUGCAGGAAAUCCAGCGUCUGCGUCUAGAACAUGAACAGGCUUCUCAACCCACUCCAGAGAAAGCCCAGCAGAACCCCACUCUACUGGCAGAGCUGCGACUGCUGCGGCACAGAAAAGACGAGUUGGAGAGGCGCAUGUCGGCCCUGCAGGAGAGCAGGAGAGAACUGAUGGUCCAGCUGGAAGGUCUCAUGAGGCUGCUGAAGGAUGAAGAGCAGAAACAGGCAGUUCAGACGGGGAGUUCGCCCCACUCAUCUCCCAGCCACAGUGCCAGCUGCACCAUGCCUAUGCCCAUCCGCUCCACCUCAGCCGGCUCAACCCCCACACACACGCCACAGGACUGCCUGGCACGGGUCGGAGAUGAUGUGCUGGAUGCCUUCUCUCAGGGUGUACCAAGAAAUCUCCGUAAUGAUCUUUUAGUGGCUGCAGACUCCAUCACAAACACUAUGUCGUCACUAGUGAAAGAACUUCACUCCGUGGAUGACGGUUUGGAGGAUGAAGAGCGUAACAUGCGAAAUGGAAGAGAGAAGGCUGAGUCAGAGUAAAAGAAUAUAGAAUAUUUCAUUGUCAUCGCUGAAGCAUUCCGGGAAAAGGCACUCCACCCCUUCAUUCUAAGCCCCAGGAAAGAACCAGCGACAUCAAAAGCUCUCUGGCAUUCGCACAUAGACAAAUGCAUGCUCUUCCCCAACUGGGUUUCACUAUGUGAAACAAAAUCUUCAUCACACCUUGCACAGAGCAAGUUGUAUUUAUUAGGAAGUAUAUAAAUAUAU
Molecule: messenger RNA, 2321 nt
Organism: Sinocyclocheilus rhinocerous
Lineage: Eukaryota; Metazoa; Chordata; Actinopteri; Cypriniformes; Cyprinidae
Product: dystrobrevin beta-like
Exons: 20
Coding region: 369-2096 (575 amino acids)
Biological process (GO): synaptic signaling
Cellular component (GO): synapse; plasma membrane
Molecular function (GO): zinc ion binding
Source: RefSeq, a predicted model, not a curated record